Messenger RNA from Aphanomyces invadans, 4136 nucleotides. RefSeq lists its product as hypothetical. NCBI's taxonomy places the organism in Eukaryota, Oomycota, Saprolegniomycetes, Saprolegniales, Verrucalvaceae. Bases 1 to 4104 code for a protein of 1367 amino acids. The record is from RefSeq and is a predicted model, not a curated record. The transcript has 13 exons.
AUGUCAAGGCGGGCGACGGCGGUGCCGACGCCGUCGUUCGAGAAGACACUCCCAUGGGAGCAUGCCGUGGGAGCGACCCCCCUUGAUCGUACCGUCAAGGUCGGGAAAGAUCGGCAGCUCUUCUUUGAACGACACAACGAAAGGCCCAGCGCGAUACACGUCGAUCACAUCCAAGACGUCGGGCAUGCAGCCUUGCACUUGGCCCACCGAGUUGAUUCGGUCAAGGCGGUCAACAAAACGCCGUCUUCCAUCAUCAUAAUCCCGGACAACGACUCCGACAGCGCGUCGGAUGAAGAAUUCGAGUCCAAGAUGCAUCAAGACGACCUUGAUCGCAUUCUGAUGGCCGAAGAAUGGGACACGCGCUUUUGGAAUCGCAUCAAGAUUCAUGAAGCUAUCAACACACUAUACGCUGAAAUCGAGAAGAGCCCUGACGUCGCGCGCCGCCGCCUCGCGCAUAAAAUGCUGCUUCAUCUCAACACCCUCCACAAAGAGGCGUACAUGACCAAUGAGAACAACUUGUGCACUCUCUCGAACAAAGCGUUCCGGAAACUCACCGUCCAAACCAAGAACGACGCUAUCUACAACAUCGCAGAGCUCUUGGCCGUUUUUGCAGGACCGUUUGCUGCAGCACUCGCGCACGAGAACGCCGUCCUGCGGUCCUUGACUGUGCUCCUUCGGCAAAUGGACUGCGCUGCGCGAGUCCUCCAGCACUUUCGACGACGACGGCAGUUUGAGCGGCAGCUCCGGACUCAAGACAUCUCUGUGGAGGCGAGGAUGCGAAUGCGCGCGAUCAACGCGGCCAAGUGCAUCGAACUCAGUCGACAGCAACGAUGCAUCCAUGACGCACUGGGCCACGCACCGAUGCCAGAGCGAGCUGUCGUGGCCUACAUGACCAUCAUCACGACCCUUGUCCAGGAUGAGUUGCGCAUGGCCCACGGGUUUUCUCGUCACGACCGCGCCAAGAUCAUUCCGGCCGGCGGCUUGGUCUGGUUGAAUCAGUGCGUCAAGCAGCACCACAGCCCAACCCUCGUUUCGCUGACGACGCAGCUCCUCACGGUGCUGGCCCACGACACGGACCGAAUAGCCGACAUCUUGCGGAGCAACGUGGUCGUUCAUGUAGCGACAAACUUAAUCCAUGCCACCAACGACUCUGACAAGGCGAUGGCGAUCGCGUUUUUGGAUCGCGUCGCCUACACAGUGUGCCAAGUCGUCGAACAGCAGCGCACGGGCGACUCCAGCGAUGCGUCCGAUGUUUCUGGUCCCGUCAUGUCGACAAAGAGCUUCCACAGUCUCACGAGGAGUCUCUCGACCAAGAGCACACGCAGCAAUGCGAACGGAUCUCCUUCCCGCAGACGAAACACCGCCGCCGACGACGACGAGAGAGAUGCUGCAUACCGGAAUCGCCACUUGUCUGCCAUUGUACUCGAGCAGUUUACAACGCCAGCCAUUCUUGGCAUGCUGCUGCAAGCGCUAGACGCUACCGUGUCGUCGUCUUCUUGGGCGCUCACCACCUCUCUCCUGCAGGUGCUGCACAAAAUCGCGUAUGAUGUCGGGUACGUCUUGCUGCUGGACCUGGUGACUCGAAAUGCAGGCCGACACGUGGCAACGAUUGUGAAGUGCCUUGACGACGCGGGGGGAACGACCGAGGUCGUGUUGGCAGCCCUUCAAGUGCUUAUGGUGCUGGCGGCGCGAGAAGAAGGACGCGAUAUGCUUACACUGGUUGGCCUUGUGCAAAUGGUGCACCCGCUGUGUGCGCCAGGGUUUCGCGCUCCGAACAACAGCUACCGCUUCGUCGUCGGACUACUUCCGAUAGUGCUCUGCGCCAACCCAGUCAACUCGUUGCUGGCGUUUGGAAUAUCGACCCCACGGAACGCCAAGACGGGUGCAUUUGUCCCGAUGACGUUGCUCGUGACGCCCCAAGCGUUGCUCGAUCACGUCCACGCGUGCUUGCUGCAUUGCUGUACAACGGACACCUCUGGCCACAGCGCACAGUACUUUUUGAAAACCAACGCAUUGACUCUUGUGCUCGAUCUGCUCGUCCAGCCGGCAGGUGCAACCGUCCAAACGCGCUCUCAGCGCCACAUCAGCGCGAUUGUGCUGUCCAACUUUUGUCGUGUCGCCAAAGUCGCGUCGAUGCUCGCAUUUCGCCAAGACAUAGCGACACACUUGGCUGUGGUGGUCCAGUCGAACCGGAUGGAAGAGAGCGAAGCUGGCGGCUGCGAAAAGUUUGGUCCAGUAGGUCACCAGCGGCACCUCCAGAGUACUGCCGAAGCUUGCCGCGCGUUUCUACGGAUGCUGCGAUGCCAGCGCCAGACCUUACAGCCGCGCAGUAUUGUGCUGGCAACGCAAGUCUUCUUUCUUCGGACGCUAUUGAAGCUGCAUGCGCUGGAAGACAUCGUGGAGAGUUGCCGCCCUGUCAAUACCGUCAGCGACUUUGUUGCGGACGACAUCGAGGUUGUCAAGUGUGCCGUACAACUCGUGGGACAGCUCUUUCCGUCGUUGUCGCUGCUCGAACUUCAGACGUGGCCAGCCUCGAGCUCCGUUCAGGGCGUGAUCCUCGAGGCGUCAGGAAUUGCGGAUUUGGCGAGUCGACUCGUUGCGAUGGCGACACCUGCGCUACUCCACACGCUGGCCGCAGAUGAUCCAUUACCGCGAGUCGUGAAGUGGUGCUGCGGCACCCUCGCACAGCUCUGUUCCACCAACGUUACUUGCGUCCACGUGCUACAAGCGCGAUGCUUGGAUGUCGUCGCGAGCUUUGUGCCCAACGUCCCGAGCGACACGAUGACACCAGCGCCGCACGUCGUCAGCCUAUGCGAAAGCGCCGACGAUGAUAAGUUGGCGUCACUGCCCCCGACGUUCUACACGCUCCUGGCUAUGCUUUGCAGGCUGGCCGACGGCCGCGCUGCCAUUUACCGCCUCAACAUCCUGCCGCGAAUCCUCAAGCGAUUACACUUCGCCUCCAGUGCCAAAGGGCUCACCCUUCAUGACCACCAGUGCCGAAGUGAAAUUGCCCAACUCGUUGCCGCGAUCGCCAACGAAAACAUGAUUGUCGUCGGCAACGUGAAUGAGCUGUGUCUGCGCCACCAUGUCCACACGAUCCUCGUGCAAAUGCUACAUCCAUCGUUGCCAUCAAACAUGCCACAGGCGUUGGGACCUGCCUUACAAGAGAGUGCGCUUGCUGCAUUGAGUGCAAUGUCGAAAGAUCACGUCCGCAUUGUCCCAGCGCUGAUGGCCGUCGGCGUCCUUCCCCACAUAUUGUCGUUCCUGGCUCGAUGGGACGACGACCCGUCCGUGUCGAUGGCUAUGCUGGACGGCGCUGUCCUGGUCAUGUGGGGGAUGGCCCAAAGUUCGUCGGAAUCGAUUCAAGCAGCGAUCAAAGCUUCCAAGGUGUCGGAACACCUCUUGCGAAUUGGGUGUUCGUUUCGAUUGGAAAUGCUCAAGGUCGCCAUAUUCGGCGAAAAAUCGAUCGGGGAAGUCGCGCGCGAGACGCUGCGUCACUUGAGCGAGUUCCAUGCCAAACGAUCUUCAACUGCGUCGAAUAACAAUGCCUCGUUGCCGCCAUCGCCCACGUCCAGGCAGCCCUCUGCGGCAACAUCACCCUCGAGGCGGCCGGCAUCCACUAACGCCAGUGGCACACCUGAGUCAAAUAUCAUUCUACCAUCGCUCGAAGCGUCGCAGCCUCCACCGUGCCCACCUUUGAAAAGCCCGACGACUUCCAACUUGCCUACGUUGGACUGGAGGUCCACUCGACCGCUGGGGCCCAAACCAAAAGCGCAACCUAUGACUGUGCAGUUCAUCCGACCCAAACCAAAGCCCAUGGACGAGCGCAAGAAGUACCCACUCCUGAUGCUCGACCCGGUCUUUGGAGCACUGGAUCUCGGAGUCGACCCAUGCACAGCCGUCGCCGCGUCUCCUUCCAGAGACAACUCUCAUCCUGCAAGCACUGCGUAUGUGGGCCACGUAUCGUCUAUCAUGGGCCACCACGUGAUCGUCAGGGUUCAAUCUCCUUCUUCCCCUGAAGUUGACGUAGUACCGAAGGCGCUGGGUGGCUCAUCGAGCACUGGCGCGCUCAACACGUCGUCCCAGCGCAAACGGUUAGGAUAAGCGGCGAAGAAAACAUGCAUCCUUCAUCCAGC